AUGGGCAACCAAUCAAGUGUACAAUCUCCGACUGAUAUGAUUGUCCCGCGAUCUUUUAUGAUGCCAAGGCGUUCUAGAAUAGGAAAUAGUGCUUCUCAGUCUGCAAAUUCUCAUACUAAGCCUUCUAAAAAUAAACAAAUGGCAUAUGAUCCUUCUGUUAGUAAUUCCCAAUCCUCUCCUCACAAAGUUGCGUAUGGUACUUCUACUUAUGCUUCCCGACCAAUUCAAAUUCCGCCGUACACAUCUAAUCCCGCCCCACAAUCAACACUCUCUCAGACAAUCACUCAGCCCCCAGGGGCAAAAUCCUCGAUGGCCAACAAUUUAUCUGGUGGUACUGGAAACCAAAUGGCUCCACCUGUCCGUCCUAUUCCACUCACUAGAUCACUUCCGGAUUCUUCACAGCCUCUUCUACCAUCUCUGUCUUUUCAUCAAUCCAGCGCAGAUACUUAUCGACGAAGGAGUCAAAAAUAUGUUGCCCUUCAUGAUUACACGGCACGGGUCGAAGAUGACCUCUCUAUGUUGAAGGGCCAACAUUUCUACAUAAUUGACCGAUCACAAGGCUAUUGGUGGUAUGUCAAGUGUGGAGUUACGGGGAAGGUCGGAUAUGUUCCAUUUAACUACUUAGCACCCGUUACAAGUCUUGAGUCAAAUGAGUGGCACUUUGGCGAUAUGCGUCGUUUAGAGGCGGAGAAUUGUUUGAUGAUGCCUGGCAACGGUCAUGGCUCAUUCCUUGUUCGAGUCAGCGAAUCUAGGAGUGGAGCAUUUUCUUUAUCAGUUCGAGAUGGGGACGUUGUAAAACACUAUCGGAUUCGUUCCCGACCUUCUAGAACAAAUCCCGAGAUUCAUCGUUUCUUCAUUUCUCGUCAGCUACCCUUCUCCAGUGUCCAAUCCCUCGUUGAACACUACACGAAGAAUCAAUCUGGUCUGUGCUGCCAAUUGACUUCUCCUUGCAUCAAGCCCUCUCAACCCGUACCUGUUGGUCUUUCACACAACACUGUCGAUAAAUGGGAGAUACCUAAAUCCUCCAUAGUCUUGAAGGAACGUAUAGGCAAGGGGCAAUUCGGUGAAGUCUACAGAGCGGUAUGGAAUGAUACAACUUUGGUGGCUGUUAAAACUCUUCGAGCGAGUAAGUAA
Molecule: messenger RNA, 1134 nt
Organism: Rodentolepis nana
Lineage: Eukaryota; Metazoa; Platyhelminthes; Cestoda; Cyclophyllidea; Hymenolepididae
Source: the annotation of a GenBank genome assembly